UUGUAGAAGGGGCGAGUUAAUUUACGAUGUCAUUGUAUGAAUCGACUAAUGCAGCUAGAGAUAUGGAGUUGUAAAGAAGGACAAAUAUAUGUUACCAUUAUGAGCGUAGUUAAGCAAAUAGAAAACUUCCAUAUUCUCCUGAAAUGUAGGAUAUUGCAGCAAAUGUAAAGAAGAACACUGCUGUGGAAUGGACGAUGUGGACGAUAUCGCCAUAAUCGGAAUCGGAUGUCGAGUACCUGGAGCCGAUAAUGCUGAAGAAUUCUGGCGAGUUCUGGUUAACGGCGAGAAUCAUAUUAUAGAAGUACCCAAGGACAGGUGGAAUAAUGACACAUUUUACAGCGAAGAUAGAAAUGUGGCUGGGAAAACCUACGUAAAGAAAGCAGGAUUCAUUAAAGGACAUGAUGAGUGGGACAACAAAUUCUUCGGCGUAAGCGACAAUGAAGCUGUCACUGUCGACCCUCAACAAAGACUUGUACUGGACUGUACUCACAUGGCAUUAGAGGAUGCAGGGAUAACUCGACAACAACUGAAAGGCUCUCAGACCGGUGUCUAUAUAGGUGUCAUGAAUGACGAUUAUAAAGGUAUGUCAGGUUUUGAACAUAAAGAGGACAGUAGUUACUCUGCGACAGGAAUGAGCACAACUAUUAUUUCAGCUAGAGUUUCAUACGUAUAUGAUUUACAUGGACCGUGCAUGGUUGUUGAUACGGCAUGUUCUUCGUCAAUGAUGGCUAUACAUCUGGGAAGUCAAGCGAUAAAAUCUGGUGACUGUGAAAUGGCUGUCUGUGGUGGUGUAAGCCUAAUGUUGACGCCCGAUCAGUUUAUGACACUUUGUAAGGCGAAGAUGUUGUCCCCUACCGGCCAAUGUCAGAGUUUCUGCGAUACGGCUGACGGAUAUGCUCGAGGAGAAGGGUGUGGUAUCGUUAUCAUAAAGUCAUACAAGCAGGCGUUACAUGACAGAAAUAAGAUCUGGGGAAUUAUCAAAACCGGAAGUAAUCAAGAUGGACACACAGCACAACCAAUCACAGCUCCUUCUGGUGAGCAGCAAGAAAAACUAAUGAAGAAAGUAUACUCCCAAUACAAUCUGGAUCCCAUCAGUCUUCAGUAUAUAGAGGCACAUGGUACAGGUACUUCGAUUGGAGAUCCCACAGAGAUCAAUGCUAUUGGCAAGUUCAUACAGUCAUAUAGACAGAAACAGCAGCAUGACAAAACGGACACAGAUAUUAAUGACGAAAAUGAAAUUCCAUUGUCAAACAAAGUCAAUAAUACAUCAACCAUAUUAAUUGGAUCUGUAAAGUCUAACAUUGGUCAUCUUGAAUCUGCCGCUGGCAUAGCGGCGCUCAUUAAGGUACUUCUAAUGAUGAAAUAUGGUAAGUUCGUACCAAGCCUACACGUAGAGAAAGAUAAGUCGAACGUCAACAGGAAAAUAAUCUUAGAUGAGCACGGUCUUGAUAUAUCUUUGCAAGUAUCGGAGUGGAACCCAAACAAACAAGGAGACAGGAUUUGUUGCGUAAACUGCUUUGGUUUUGGGGGUUCCAAUACGCAUGCUGUCGUUAUUCAGAAAAGGCUUCCUAUCCAGACAAUACAGAAACCGUAUGAUAACAAUACUGAGAACGCAUAUAAAAUUAUCUCUCUCUCAGAUCUGAACAAAACUUCACUGAAGCGUAAAAUGGAAGUGUUUGCGGAAGAUUUUGAAAUAAGAAAGCAUGAUAUUUCACUAAAUGAUGUAUCGUUUACAUCUGUUUUUCACCGAGACCAUUUUACUUACCGAACAUUAAUUUUCGGAAAAACUGCAGACGAGAUUCUGCAAAAUACAAAGCAGAAAUUGACACAAAUAGAUGAGACUGCGGCAGGGGAAAAGGUACGCAUCAUAUUUGUGUUUUGUGGAGUUGGAACGACCUGGAAAGGAAUGUGUAUGGAGAUGAUGAAAACACAGAGUGUAUUCAAGAAGACCGUUAGUAAUAUUGAUGAAAUACUAAAACCAUUAGCCGGAUCGAGUAUUGCAGAAAUGUUUCAAAACGACACAGACUACAGUGACCCAUUCAUAAACCAUAUUGCAAUUUUUUGCACACAGGUAGCAUUGUUCGAGUUGUGGAAAAGUUGGGGAAUUUGUCCUCAAGCAGUUAUAGGUCAGUCUGUUGGAGAGGUUGCUGCAGCGUAUGCUUCAGGGGCGCUAAAUUUGAAAGAUGCCAUCCAGGUGAUAUACUAUCGAUCAAAGAUUUUAUCGGAAAUGACAGGCGGUAAAAUGAUGGUAGCAGGAAAUAUUUCCGUUGAUACUUUAGAAUCACUUUGUAAAAAGUACAGCCAUCGUGUAAUCAUAGCUGUGUAUAACAGUCCAGUGUCAUGUACACUUUCCGGUGACGAAGAUGCAAUGGAAAAGAUCAAAACAGAUUUGGAGGAAAUGAAUAAAAAGGAAAAUGCAGGAAUAAUGAUCACGCCCCUACCUGUUCAAUGUGCCUAUCACAGCCACCACAUGGAACCCUGUACCAUAAAGAUUGAGAACGAAUUAAAAGGGAUCGAGAAAGGAAAAAGAACUGUAGACCAUUAUUCGACUGUAACAGGGCAGCUUGCUGAGUACGAUGAGUUUCAGACUGGAAAAUAUUGGGCUGAAAACAUUCGAAAGCCGGUCCUAUUUAUGAAUGCCAUUCGUCUGUCUUUAGAUCACAAUGCCACUAAUUUGUUUGUAGAAAUUGGACCAAGACAAGUCGUUCGAGCUCAUUUGAUGAAUAUCUUAGGCGAAAAUGUAAAAGGAAAAACCCUCCCUUCAAUGAACGCAUAUAAAGAAUGCCAAAGUAUUUACUCAUCCUUGAGAAGUCUUUUGGAGCAUGGUGCUGAUAUAAAAUGGGAAAGAGUUGUGCCUCCUGAUGGUAAUAUCGUAUCAAUUCCAAGACAUGUCUUCCAGAAAACAAAACAACUUAAUAUUCCAGAAGGGAAACAACGCCUAUUGAAAGGUAUUACCAAAAGCCCCGAGUCACACCUAUUUAUAAGACAACAUGCUGAUGCUGGCAAAGCAGGCUUUCAACUACAAAUAGACAAAGAGACGUCGCCGUUUGUAUAUGAUCAUUACAUGUAUAACAACGUACUUGUACCUGGUGCAACAUACGUCGAAACUGCGUUCGAGAUUGCUCAUCAAAUGUCACCAUUAAACGUUUAUGAAGUAAGUGUAUCCCUAGAAUUUGUGAAUACACUUAUGCCUAAAAACGAGAAACAGUGUGUGGUAGAUGUCGAAGUAGAAAACAACGAACACAAUGGAUAUCAGUAUUACAUCAGACAAAAUGAGAAAAUGCUUUGUAAAGGGAACAUCACCCCACGUACAGAGCAGGUAAAAAAGAGGUUAAACAUAGAAACAAUAAAAGACAGAUGUAAAAAGCAUAGGACAAGAGAAGAAAACUACGGAUGCUUAAACCAUCUCCAUUUUCAAUACGGAGAAACUCUACGUGUCAUAGACCAGUCAUGGUCGUCUUCGACCGAGUGCAUCGUAGAAUACAGAAUACCGGAAUCUGUCAUGAGACAUAGAAAGGCAACGCAUAUGCAUCCAUCUGUAAUUGAUGGUAUGUUUCAAACUGCUGUUUUACUGGGCACAGCUGGUUUUGAUCGACCAGCCCUACCCAAAGGGGUUGCUUCUUUUGUAAUAAACAGAACCCCCCAGAGUCGUAUGUUUGGAUACACUACACUUGUAAAAUCAUCAUCAACUGGAAACUAUUACAACCUUUUUCUGUUAUGUCCAGAUGGACAGGUUUUAGCGGAAGCUUAUGAUUUCUAUAUCAGAAUAAUGACAGAUGGAUCGGAUAAUCUGCAAAACAUGCAGUACUGUGUGACAUGGCAAGAAACAAAAUUGUUUGCAUUUAUCAGUCAAAGAAAAGAGAAGUUAGCGAAAACCACCGCUACAGUGUUUGCUUCAGAAAGAUUUCUGUCUUUCUACAAACCUUUACCAGACGAAAGUAUGAAUUUCAUUAGUAUCGGAAAAGAGGGUAUGUUCCGUCACGGCUUAAGUAACAUGCACAAGUCGGACGCAGUAAUAUUUGCACCAUUAUACCACAUCGAAGAAACUACGAGGGAUGGUAUAGUUCUAUUUGAAUAUAUCCAAAAGUCAUUUAUGAAUUUGUCUGUUAUUAUCAGUGUCCUGCGGGAACAAGAACUAGAAAUACCGAUUUUUGUAGUAACCGAAAAUGUUAUGGGUCGUCAUCAAAAGACAACAAAUGUUUGUGGAGCAGAAUUAUGGGGUAUGGUCAGAUCGGCAGUCGCCGAGGGAGCUUAUAGGGAAAUCAAGCUGAUUGAUAUGACAUUUACUGGAGAGAAUACAGGCCUGUUGCAUACAAUCCUGAAACAUGUUACACUUGUUGGCAAUGAAUAUUUGAUAGAAAAUGGAAAGGUUUACCAUUCUGUGAUCACAGAAACAAAUGAUCAGGAACUUUUAACACGGAGGGAAAUACACCCUGUAAUGACAGAGAAAGUUGUUCUCAAGUCGUUAUCUCCACGCUGUAUUAAACAUCCAUACUUAGACAUGAGAUCAUCAGAAGAUGCUGAAAUGCAAAUACCUAAGCCGUGUAAAAUCCGUUUGAAAGAAUUAUGUCUCCAUGAUUCUUCACUAUUUCUUUUUUCACCGAAAUUAGCCAGUGAUGACGAAAAUAUCAUUACCGAAGAAAAAAGUGGAUAUCCAGUCAUAUGUAUUGAAGGUGUUGGAAGCAAAUACUGCUGUAGCAAACCCAGUGCCAACCAAAAUAAUACUGGGUUUUGUUUUCCUGUGUGCGUAUCGGCUGUUAUCUCAGUUCCUUUAAAAUGUAGUUUUGAUAUUGACGACUUGCAAUUCUAUGUCCCAGGAAUGAUUACUGUUGGAGUAAUACUCUUGAAUAUUGUUGAUACCUGCAAGAAUUCCUCUAGUGUAACUUGUAUUGUUGACGAUGAGUCGAGACUCUGUGUGCAACUGUUGAAGCAUUUGUUCUCUACAAGGACAUCAACUUCACUGAUUAUUGAAACUUCCGACGAAUUUGCUGACCGUUUCAAAAAUGGUCCUCAGAACAUACGGACUGUCAUUAUUCUAGCAAAACUUACUUGUGACAAGUUAGAGGCGAUCACAAAACGAUUUUCGGUACUACAAAGAAUUGUUAGCAUGGAAUGUUUCUUUUCUAAGGAACAGAAAAUGCUGAUGAAAUUAAGGAGAGAAAAUAUUUUACUUCAUAUUCUAAAGGCAGAGGACAUGUUUUCACUUUCUGAAUUGACAGAAAAAGUACCAAAAGUUUAUAGCAGCUUUAAAUCUAUUGAAAAAAAUGCUGUAUAUUGCUUUGAGCAGCCUGAGCCGGGAGACACCAAUAACAGAGAAAAAGGUAUAUUUUGCCUUCCAUAUUCGGUCUUUAUACUUCGAGACGACGAUGGAAAAGCUUCUGUUCCCUUGAAAGUAUCUGAAGAAAAUGUAUUCAGGACAAAUGGUUGUUACAUUGUCGUUGGAGGUCUUACAGGACUAGGAUGGGAGCUUGUCCAGUUGAUUGCAAGUCUCGGCGCAAAGUACAUCGCUACACUAUCAAGACGUCUUCCAGACAAAGACAGGGAAAAUGAAAUAGAGAAGGUUGUGAAAUUAUACUCCUGUCAAAUCAUACCCAUACAAGUUGAUAUAACCGAUUUGAAACAACUGAAGAAAGGAAUGGAAAAUCUUAGGAACAUAAUUGGCAGAGAUAUCAAUAUAAGAGGGGUACUCCACGGGGGAGGAGUAACGUGCGACAAAUAUUUGAAAAAUAUGUCCGAAACAGAUGUUAAAAAGGUGCUAUUACCUAAGGUGUUAGGUACAUGGAAUCUACAUUAUGUAACAUUAAGUAUGCCACUUGAUUUCUUCAUAAUGCACUCAUCUGUAGUUUCUGUCUUUGGUAACCAAGGACAAUGCAAUUAUGCUGCAGGAAACUCGUUCCAAGAUUCUUUUGCUCAUUAUCGCCGAGGUUUGGGAUUGUGUGGACAGAGUAUUAAUUGGAGUACUUUGUCUCUUGGUAUGGCAAUGGAGAACACAGAGUUGCAAAACUACCUACGAAUCCAAGGAUUCUACUUUUUAAGUAUCGAAGAAAUAAAGAUUUGUUUCAUGCAGGCGGUGAUGAAAAAUCAAGUACAGGUAAUGUUUGGAAAGUUCGACUGGCUCAAGAUGCAGGAGAAUCCAAUCGUGGGUACGAAUCCUACAAAAUUUCGAGAAAUAUUGAAGAAGUUACCUACCGCUACAAGAAAAAAUAAGGAAACUGAUACGAAUUUUACUUUAUGCGAUUUUGACAACAGAAACUCAAAGGAGCAAGAACAGAUAGUUUACAAUCUGGUGAAGUCCAAAAUUGUGGAAGCAUUUGUGGUAGAUGAAAGUACAUUGUGUGAAAGUACAACAAUUGUAAACCUGGGUAUUGAUUCAAUGGCUGCCAUGAACUUUUCAAGUUCUGUCUUUGAUGAAACCAAUGUAAGAAUUCCUAUUGAAAUUCUGUUUGUUGAGUCAACCUCUCUAGGAGUUCUAAUGCGUUAUAUACUUACUCGUAUUCAAAUGAGAACAGAUUUGGGUCACAACAAAACAGAGCAAGCUGAUGAAAACCUUCAAAAGUAUUUACAAGGAAAUGUUACUUUUAUGCAGAAAAGCUUGAUGGAUGAUUUUGUAAAAGAUCCGUUCAGUCGAAAUAUUCUGAGACAGGCUGACUUCGAAAUAAAAGGAGUUUUUCUAAAGAAACGUGACUGGAAAGUUGUGGUGAACCAUCUGAUUAAAAUAAAUCCUGACCUUCGUCGUAUUUAUAACAUAAACGGAAAUGGAUCAUAUCAGUCCGCCUUACUUGAUGGUCAGUUAGUCGAUAUAGAUAUAGAAGAGGUGGAAUUCAACAGUAUAUGUACAGAAAAUGCUGAAGAUGAAAGGGACAAAAUGCAUAUGGACAUAACGAAAGAGUUGCCCAUCCGAGUUUUGAUCGCAUUUGAAAAAGGAACAGUUCGUGUCCGAAUGUUCGUCCAUGCUGUUGUAGGAGAUUUGUCGGGAAUAAUAAUUCUUUUUCGGGAAAUCAGUGAUAUUGCCACAUGUUAUAUACAGCAUAGAGAAUUGCCUGUAAAAGACGAAAGCAUUGUACCCGCAGAAGUUGUACGAAAAGCAAUUUUGCCACGCAUGAGUACUCUUAAAACAUUCUGGAAAGUUCAACUGAAACAAAACAUAAAGCCGUUUACACUUGCUGACGACAUAAACAUGGAACUAGACGAACAACAUUGGGAAAAUGAAUCCCAAAAGCUACCACCAAACCUCGUACAUGAAAUAAUGGAUUACAUCAAAGCAGAAGGAGUUUCAAUGUAUCACUUUGUCAUAUCUAUAUACAUGAUUCUCCUGCACGAAAAGACCGGGAAAUAUUUGAUACCUGUGGUCACUAAUACUGAUAUGAGAGGUCACGUACCACAGCUUAAAUCUGUCAUAACAAGGUGUUCAAAUGCGAUACCAAUCAUCGGCGACUUGAGGGAGAUGAGUACUGUAUCGGUAUAUGUCAAGAAAAGCUCUGCUCACUUAAACAAAAUGACACAACAUGGUGCAUACCCAUAUGAGCUUAUAGAAAAAGAAAUGCAGUCAAAGGAACUGGUGAAGCACAUUGGACGACACAGACUCAUUAUGGAGAAUAUGACAAACCUGAAUGCUUCAUUCGAACGUGAAGGUAUUGAAAUAAGAUUAGGAAAAUUUUAUUACAAGAGACAUGUCUACGAAACAACAUUGCACAUAGUGUAUGACACGCAACAAAAUGUCGUCAUUUUAGAGUUUGGAUAUAACGGGAAAGCAAUCACAAAAAGUAAUGCAAGACAGAUGCUUGAUCGGAUGCUUGAUCUGAUGUGGAAAUUUAUAGAGUUUCCACAAGAAGAAGUAAAGUCAUUUCUUGACAAUUCAAACAGUGUUGUCAAAAGUCAUAUUUUGAAAGACGAUAGCUCAAGACACGUCAGUUGUUUGGCGAAUGAUAAACUGAGAAAAACAGAUAACACCGAAAGUAUAUGGAAGGAAAAGCAAUCACAAUGCAGUCGAACCAACCAAAAUGUCAUACGAGAGGAUGUAUUCACAAAACAAACGAAACAAGGAUGGGAGCAUUCGGUGAAGUUAAAGCUAGUGAAACAUGUAUUCAGCGAAAACAAUGCUGUUUUGCAGCUGAUUUGGGGACGAGGGAAGAAGAAAAAGACUUUGUAUGGCCACAAUAUUUCUGAAGUUGAAAUCAAGAGAUUAAAUGGAAUGAUUUAUAUCCUGGUGAAAACCCUUGAAGACGUGGUUAUUUUCAAAACUUCAAGCCAUUCCAAAGCCAAAGACUGGUUAGCAACAUUUAAACAGAUGGACGAGGAAAUAAAAACGUUCAACAAUCAGCAGAUGCUGUGUCGUCUCUGAAUAUUCAGAUGUAUACAUGUAUUAUAACUUCAUAUAAAUGAAGUGUACUAGCUAUUCAGAUGUAUAAGAGUACAUAAAGAAGAGCUAUUUAUAGUAGAGGAUAUUUUUUUAUUUAAGCAUGAGCUCAACAUAUCUUUUCUUGAAUGCAUUAUUGUUUCAGCCUUGUUUCAUAAGAGUGAAAUAUAUAUUUGAUUUACCUGAGUUACAAGUAUUUCGUUUAUAUCAUGUCAUUUCAAUUGUAGAAAUCAAAUUUCAAACUUCGCUGGAGCUCAUUUUUAUACUGAUGCUUUUUUUUUUAUCUUAUACUAUUUGUAAACACGAAUAAGAUUAUCACAAAAUAAUUUCGUCUUAUAAAAAUUUUACAUCAAUAGUUAACAUAUACUGCAUGUGUGGCUUUUACCGUUUUAAGAUAAGGUGGGCGCCUGUCCGAGCCUGAAACAGGGCCCACCCGAAGGGGCACCUGACCUCUUCCCCUACCAAAAGCUUGAAAGUUAUAUAACCAGUUAUAUAACUGUGUCGAUGUGAAGGUAAAAAACACACACACACAAAAGCAAACAAACAAACAUACAUACACAUUUUAAAGUAUCUUGAU
This is a messenger RNA of Mercenaria mercenaria, 8933 nucleotides long. RefSeq lists its product as uncharacterized. Gene Ontology annotation, molecular function: fatty acid synthase activity; 3-oxoacyl-[acyl-carrier-protein] synthase activity. The transcript has 9 exons. The record is from RefSeq and is a predicted model, not a curated record. Bases 188 to 8341 code for a protein of 2717 amino acids. Gene Ontology annotation, biological process: fatty acid biosynthetic process. NCBI's taxonomy places the organism in Eukaryota, Metazoa, Mollusca, Bivalvia, Venerida, Veneridae.